Molecule: messenger RNA, 1071 nt
Organism: Aspergillus viridinutans
Lineage: Eukaryota; Fungi; Ascomycota; Eurotiomycetes; Eurotiales; Aspergillaceae
Exons: 5
Coding region: 1-1071 (356 amino acids)
Biological process (GO): lipid metabolic process
Source: RefSeq, a predicted model, not a curated record
AUGACGUUCUACCGCUUCGUCGGAGGAGCAUUCGUGGAUGCACUCAAAGCAGACAAGUCGAUGGGGCUCCUCCUCGCGCGCCUUCAACGAGAUGAUCACUUUAAAACCAAAAAGCAACUAUCACUGGGUGUUUUUCCGGAACUGGCAACCGUUUUUAAAACUUCCGAGAUUUAUUUAAUGGAGUCGAUGGCUGAGGAGAUACUGAUACCGCGAGAGAAUACAACUUUUUGCGACCCGUACGACGUCUUAUACUACGAUCCUGGGCUGGAAGCUUACGUAGCCGCAGUACGCGGAACCAUGGCGACCAAGGACUUUGCUCACAGUACCGGAAAGGACGGUCUCCUGGGCACUAUUGGAAGCCAUGGGCAUGACGACCUUGUUUCAUUGAGAUCUAUAGGGAUCGACUAUGACGGCUAUGUCAAGAGAAGCCUUGCAAACAUGAUCACGCAGAAAACUGAUGACCAGGAAUCCCUGCUCGACCAGUGGCGGCGCCGGAUUAAAGCCUGCGAGAAGGGGAAGGUGCUCUAUCUCAGCGGUCAUAGUCUGGGAGCCGCGAUAGCACAGGUGUAUGCUCUUGUCGCCGAACUCGAGGGAUCCUUUGAAGCUGUCCAUCUAAGUCUUUACGGCACCUUCCCUAUCUACGACAAAGUCGCCGCUGAUGCGUUCAACAAAGAAACUCGAAUCAUUUGCAACAACUUUCAGUAUCUGUCGGAUCCGGUGCCGAAGAUGAAAAAUCUCGUAACGGCACUGAUCUAUCGGUAUUUCUUAUCCCUGCAAAUUGUUGAGGAGUGGCAGCAAAACGACCCAACCCAGAUAACCAAGCACGUCGGGAAGGUUUGGUACGGCAACUUUGCCUGGGCACAUGAUGCAGCAGUGGUUUUCAAUCCCAAACUUGGCUUCACCUGGGCUCAUCAGAUUGCGGCGUACAUGGACGGGUUUGUCUCCCCCGAGAUGUGGGCUUCAUGGGAUGAGUUUCAACGAAAUAAGGAUCUGGCCUCAGUGGUUCGCCCUAGCAAUGAUAAAACGAGGGCAGAGGCUUUUCAGGACGCAGAACAGCACUUGUAUGGGUGA